AUGUCCAUCGAUCUCAGUAACCCGCGUAGCCCAGCGGCCGCCAUCCACACCGAAGGAAACAAGCGUACUUUGGCUGCAGCCACUCAGCGACCCAGGAACUCCACACUACACCGCUUGACCCGGCGGCUUCUGAAGAAGUACAACAAGGGAGUGAGGCCUGUCAGAAAUUGGAGCAAGCCCACCAUUGUCUAUCUUGACCUCUUUGUGCAUGCAGUACUGGACGUGGAUGCUCAGAAUCAAAAACUGAGAACAAGCAUUUGGUAUCGGCAGAUCUGGAAGGAUGAGUAUCUCACUUGGAAUUCCAGUCGUUAUGAUGGGAUCCAAGAAAUCUCUUUGGCCAUUCACCGCAUCUGGGCUCCUGAUAUUAUUGUUGGUGAAUCUGUGGAUGCCAGCAAAUCCCCAGAUCUCCCAUUCGUUUACUUGAAUGCCAGUGGUGUGAUCAAGAAUUACAAACCCAUGCAGGUGGUGUCCGCAUGCAUCCUGGAAAUGUACACUUUCCCAUUUGACACACAGAACUGCACCCUGACUUUCAGCAGUGCUUUGCACACAGUUCAGGAUGUGGAUCUUGCUUUUUGGAGGAGAUAUGAGGAGAUCAAGAGUGACCAGAAGUUGUUUCUAAAUGAUGGAGAAUGGGAGUUGGUGUCUGUGCUCCCUGAGCGGCGUAUCCUGCAAACUCAGACUGGGAGCAUUGCUCAGAUUCAGUUUCAUAUUGUUAUCACCCGACGUCCCCUGCUCUACGUGGUCAGCUUGCUGAUUCCCAGCAUCUUUCUGCUCGUUGUGGACCUGGGUAGUUUCUACCUGCCCCCGAAUUCUGGAACAAGGAUAACAUUCAAAACCAGCGUGCUGGUUGGUUACACUCUCUUCAAAGUCAACAUGUCAGAUGAGCUGCCAAGCACUGGGAUCGGCACAUCUCUGAUCAGUGCCUUCUUCACCAUCUGCAUGGCUCUGCUGGUCCUCAGCCUAUCUAAAUCCAUCUUCCUCAUCAAAUUCCUCCACUUGGGUGAUGACUGCACACGGGAUAAGCCCUUUGCUUCUUACUGCUGCAGGAACGCUGUUGGCGCUGCGGGUGAAAACACCAAGGCAGCUAGGAGCACAGGAGAAAAAGCUGGCACUGCUGCAGGGAUACCCUUGGCUUGGGAAGGCUCAUCUGUAAAAGACCAUGCCACUGGGACAGCCACACCCCCAAUGGAGAAGAUCCGAAGAGAACUCCUCCCCAUCAGCUCCCACUUUCGUGCCCUAGGCAUUGCUGCCAAAGUGGACAGCGAUUGGCUCUCUCUUGCAAACAAGCUUGACAAACUCCUGUUCCGGGCCUAUCUUUUAGUGCUGGCUGUGUAUGCAGUCACAAUGGGUUCUCUCUGGGGGAUGUGGAGCUCCCAGUAG
This is a messenger RNA of Zootoca vivipara (common lizard), 1380 nucleotides long. It is a transcript of the gene HTR3B, whose product is annotated as 5-hydroxytryptamine receptor 3B. Gene Ontology annotation, biological process: monoatomic ion transmembrane transport. Gene Ontology annotation, cellular component: postsynaptic membrane. The record is from RefSeq and is a predicted model, not a curated record. Gene Ontology annotation, molecular function: transmembrane signaling receptor activity; extracellular ligand-gated monoatomic ion channel activity. NCBI's taxonomy places the organism in Eukaryota, Metazoa, Chordata, Lepidosauria, Squamata, Lacertidae.